UCACCUCUCUCGCUUUCCCUCAUGUACGCAGUGCUCCGGCCGGGCCGCUCCUUGCUUCCUUCCCCCUGUCCUCCAUCACUUCCAACCCCCCCCAACCGCAGCUGGCUCGCUCCUGUCGGAUAUCCGGGGAGCCGUUCAUCUUCCACAUUUGGAUCAAAAAUCCCUCUGAGGGGCGGAAUGACCCACAGCCUUUUUUGCAUGGUCUGAAUUUCGGAUUCUCACACCGGAAAGGAGGAGAGUCGAGCGGCGAGAAGAGGCUCUCCAUCCCCCGAGGGAAUUCAUUUUUACAGAGUGAUGCCAGUGCCUGAAGUGGUGUCUGACACAUCCAGCGCUGCCGCCGCCGCCAUGUUGAGCCCCGUUCUCAAUGCCUCUAAUGGAGACGGCUCCGAGUCGGAAACCACCUCCGCCAUCCUGGCCUCGGUCAAGGAACAGGAGUUGCAGUUUGAACGUCUGACCAGGGAGCUGGAAGCCGAACGACAGAUUGUUGCCAGUCAGCUGGAGAGAUGCAAGCUUGGCUCUGAGACUGGAAGCAUGACCAGCAUCAGCUCAGCAGAGGAGAAAUUUCGCUGGAACAACCAAGACGGACAGAAGGACAUCGAGGAUGAGCUGACAACAGGUCUGGAGCUGGUGGACUCCUGUAUCAGAUCACUCCAGGAAUCCGGCAUCUUGGACUCGCAGGACACGUCUACAGGAGAUCGACAAGGACUUCUCUCUCAUAGCGCUUUGCAGCUCAACAACCAGGAUGCCUAUGCAGCUGCCGGUUACCACAGCAACCAAGCUCUGGCGCUGGGGGAAGUGGUGUCGGGUCGGAGCGGACACAUGGGCGGGGCUGUUCACAGCUAUAACCAGGUGACAUCCAGUCGAGCAGCAGCCCAGUUGGUCGGGACGGACUCCCCGUCUCAGUCUCAGAGAGACUCGUAUGCUCAGCAGGCCCACGGAAGCGCCUUCCACAUGCCCAGCGAUGGUGGAUCUGCGGUUGUUGCGCCAUCCAUGUACUACUCCUGUGCAACCUUGCCUGCACAGCGCGUCAGCUCCCCUCUGCAGGCAGUGGGAUCUCCAACCAAGCUCCAGCGUCUGGGUUCAGCCUCUUCCGACAUGCCCAGCUACGCAACACUACAGCGGGUGUCAUCGCCUAAACAGUCCCCUAGUCGUCUGGCCAAGUCCUACAGCACCUCGUCACCCAUCAACAUGGUAGCGUCGGGCGCCGGCGGGUCGUCCUCCCCGCUGUCUGUGGCAGCCUCGACGGGAGGCAACCUCACCUCGUCGCCCAUCCACCAGCUGAGCUCGGCAGUGGGUAGCUACGCCACCUUGUCGCCCACCAAGCGUAUGCUGCAUCACAUCGGAGGAGACACCUACAAGAUUUCCCACGAGCUGUACGCCAACGCCACCCUGAAAAGGCCGGGUAGCCUGGCAGGUAGAGGCUCCAGAGGUUCCUACAGCAGCCAGCAUAGCCAUCUCGGCUCGGAGCUGCGACCUCUGCAGUCUCCGGAGCAUCACAUCGACCCCAUCUAUGAAGACAGAGUCUACACCAAGCCCAACCUGCGAGGACAAGUGGUGAACCAGUUGUACCAAGAGGUCCUCAACUAUCUGCUCUGUCCCUACACUUUAGCCCCGCCUUCCCCUGGUGUCGAUCCAAUCCCAUUGCAGCGAACGGGAAGCCAGAGCGCCGCUUCCACCUUCCAGCGAGGCAGCUUCGCCACGGGAGGCGGACCUGAUUACGGCAACCCUUACCGCACCUUGCAGUUCUGCCCGUCCACCGAAUCGCCUUACAGCAAGUCGGGCCCCACACUUCCCCCGGAGGCGGCCCUGGGAAGGUCUCCGUCUGUGGACAGCAUCCAGAAGGAUCCAAGGUACGACCCAGAAUUCCUUGUGUGGAAUCAAAAUCACGCCGAGCAAAGAAUGACAAAGGAGUUUGGUUGGAGAGAUCCAGAGCUGCCGGAGGUGAUCCAAAUGUUGCAGCAUCAGUUCCCAUCGGUACAGUCCAACGCCGCCGCCUACCUCCAGCACCUCUGCUUCGGAGACAACAAGAUCAAGUCUGAGAUUCGGCAACAAGGAGGCAUCCAGCUUCUGGUGGACCUCCUGGAUCACCGUAUGACUGAUGUGCACCGCAGCGCCUGCGGAGCUCUGCGAAACCUCGUCUACGGAAAGGCCAAUGACGACAACAAGAUCGCAUUGAAGAACUGCGGAGGAAUACCGGCUCUGGUUCGACUACUCCGGAAGACCACAGAUGUGGAGAUCCGUGAGCUGCUAACAGGUGUUUUAUGGAACCUCUCAUCAUGCGACGCCCUGAAGAUGCCUAUCAUCCAGGAUGCCCUGGCUGUUCUGACUAACGCUGUGAUCAUCCCUCACUCCGGUUGGGACACCUCCCCCCACACGCAAGAAGACCGCAAAUUACAUCUGCAUUCCUCUCAAGUUCUCCGCAAUGCCACCGGCUGCCUGCGCAAUGUGAGUUCUGCAGGUGAGGAGGCCCGCAGGAGAAUGAGAGAGUGUGAGGGUCUGACGGAUGCUUUUCUCUACGUCAUCCAGACCGCCCUCGGGAGCAGUGAGAUUGACAGCAAGACUGUUGAAAACUGCGUGUGCAUCCUGAGGAACUUGUCUUACCGUCUGGCGGCGGAGACGUCUCACAACCAGCAAGGCGGAUCUGAGGAGCUGGACGGUCUGUUAUGCGACACGGGCGGCAAGGAUGCUGAGAGUUCAGGAUGCUGGGGCAAGAAGAAGAAGAAAAAGAAGGGGCAUGACCAGUGGGACGGCGUCGGCCCGUUUCCAGACCUGGCAGAGUCUCCAAAAGGCAUCCAGAUGUUGUGGCAUCCCAGCAUUGUCAAGCCGUACCUCACCCUGCUGUCUGAAUGCUCCAACCCAGACACUCUGGAGGGAGCUGCUGGUGCUCUUCAAAACCUUGCUGCCGGCAGCUGGAAGUGGUCGGUGUACAUUCGGGCUGCGGUGCGUAAGGAGAAGGGCCUGCCCAUCCUGGUGGAGCUGCUAAGGAUAGACAACGAUCGGGUGGUUUGUGCCAUCGCCACCGCCUUGAGAAACAUGGCUCUGGACAUCAGAAACAAGGAACUCAUUGGUAAAUACGCCAUGAGGGACCUGGUGCACCGCUUGCCCGGCGGCAGCGCCAACAACAGCAACGGCGGCAGCGCCAACAGCUGCGGUCUGGUGGGAAAGACCAUGUCGGAUGACACCAUCACAGCCAUCUGCUGCGCUCUGCACGAGGUCAUCACCAAGAACAUGGAGAACACCAAGGCCCUGAGGGACGCCGGUGGCAUCGAGAAGCUCAUUGGUGUUGCCCGCAGCAAAGGCGACAAAAUUCCCAGGCAUAGUCCCAAAGUGGUGAAAGCGGCGUCUCAAGUCCUGAACAGCAUGUGGCAGUACCGAGACCUACGCAGCCUUUACAAAAAGGACGGAUAUUCCCAGUAUCAUUUUAUCGGCUCUUCUUCUACAAUAGAGCGGGACAGACAGCGGCCUUAUUCUUCCUCUCGUACGCCGUCCAUCUCUCCUGUGCGGACUUCGCCAAACAACCGAUCGGCGAGUGCACCUGCGUCACCGAGGGACAUGAUGGCGUUGAAGGAGAGGAAGGCGGACUACGAGCUGAGCGGUAACGCCACAUACCGCGGCAACAAGGGUGAACACACAUCCCGCAAGGACGCCACCAUGGGUGGUGGUUCUUCAACUCUGCACCGAGGAGCGUACGUGUCACCCACUGAUGAUUUGAAGUAUAAUCAGGUCUCAUCUCAAGGAUUGCCUUCAGAGCCCUACCCGCCUUUCCAAAACCCUCCCCCGCCUGACAGCGGCAACUACGAGGACCAGGCCUUCUAUGAGAACGCGGGGGGUCGCCCCCCUCAAGCCGAUCUCAACAUGCACUUGCAGGGCCUGAAAUCCACAGGCAACUACGUAGACUUCUACUCGGCGUCUCGGCCCUACAGCGAGCUCAACUACGAGACCAGUCACUAUCCGGCCUCACCGGACUCCUGGGUUUGAGGGGGAGGUGAGGGCGGAGGAGAGGUUGAGAAGUUAAGAAACGUAGUUAAGAAAUAGAAAAGAUAACCCCCCCCAAAAAACCCAAUUCUCCUUUUUCAUAACGUCUAGUUCCCACGUAGCAUCUUAGGUAGCAGGACACGGGGACCAAAAUUAAGGGCGGACCACAUAACUCCUCCUGGUGGGUUUUUCAGAGGAGGCAAAGAAGCCGAGAGACGAGAGGCCUUGCAUGUGCAUGCACUCCACCAACACGACAUUUUCUAACCCGCGUAUUAUAAGCUCGGCAGAUUGAAAGCGAAAAACAAGUAUGUGAGAAGGGGGCGGGGUGGAGACAAGAUGGAGGGCGCAGGAGCGAGAGGAAGAUGAAAGAUGUUGCAAAGUGAGCGGAAGGCUGCCGGAGUGAAGCGUUUGUACAUACGUGACAUAGCGUGACGCGGCUUUUAGCGAGGUCAAGCACAAGAAGCCGUAGGACGUCCCAACGAUACACAAACCCGGGGGUUUCCGUCGACGGCUUCGGCGUGGCGUGACGUGACGUGACGUGUCCUCCUCUUGGGGAAAGACUGCUUCUGGACGUUGUCGUUUGUAACACUAGAACUUUUUUUUUUUUUUUUUUUUGCUUUUUUUGUGUUUUUUUUUUUUUUUUUAAUUCUUGGCUGUAUAGUAUUUGAUGUACACUGUACAUUUACUGGCGAUGCAUUGUGUAAUUGAAAUAUUAUCUGUGUGCAGCCUUCACAUGGGCUCGGAUCACCUUUUCACUAUCACUACACACACACACGCACACACACACACACACACACUGUAAACAACAAACAAUACAAAAAGCAUACAUUAGGAUGAGUCACAUUGACUGCCUUACAUGUGAAGUAGAUUCUAUCCAACAGUACAGUAAGUACAGUACGCCUCAUUUAUAGAAAUAUAUAUAUCACUUUGUGACGGCUUUUAGCUAAAUAAAUAAACAAAAAUGAUACUUUUACUCAUAGUUGAGUCCACAAUUUUUCAUACCCGGGCCAAUUUUUGCGUAGAAGUGAAUUUUUAUAGUAGAUUCUAACUUGAAAUGACAAGACAGUGGCAAAACUGAGUUUUUAAUGUGAAUUUUUUGGGGUUAUUUUUAACAAGAUCCGUUCUGGAAUUAUUCAUAUGAUCAUAAAAAUGUCUAUUUUUGAUACUCUGAUCCUUCCUUACUCACGGUGCAACCACAAAUAACAGGAAAUGACAGAUAACGAUAACUUCCUGCUUCUCAAGAUCAAUAUGAUCCUUUUUAAAAUUAAAAUCUACUUUUUAAAGUUCACAUUUAACUGCAGUUUGUGUAGAAACACUUUGAUAUUAUAUAUUUGAUAUUUCAUACCUAUACAAAAUAUCAUGAUAUUGCUACUACCACAUCGCCACUACGAUCAGGAGAACCAGAGCAUAGAGGGGAGGGAGCCAACUGCUGUGACCCAGCAAGGUGCACUGUAUUCGGGCACAAGCUCCAAGCAGCCGGUGUGACACCAUGGAAGUCUCUGGCAAAAACUUUGAUAUUAUAUAUUUGAUAUUUCAUACCUAUACAAAAUAGCAUGACAUUGCUACUACCACAUUAUCGUCACUAUCAGGAGAACCAGAGCAUAGAGGGGAGGGAGCCAACUGCUGUGGCCCAGCAAGGUGCACCGUAUUCGGGCACGUGCUCCAAGCAACCGGUGUGACACCAUGGAAGUCUUUGGCAAAAAAUUUUUUUGCAUUUUUUCCCCUCAUCGCAGAGCAUUGGUUGCUACGACCUUCCUCUUAAGUGAAUGUUUGUUUCACGGUGCAACUACAAAUAACCAGAAAUGACCGAUACAAUAACUUCCUGUUUCUCAAGAUCAAUAUGGUACCGAUAACCUUUUUAAAAUUUAAAUCUACUUUUUAAAGUUCACAUUUAAUUGCAGUUUGUGUAAAAACACUUUGAUAUUAUAUAUUUGAUAUUUCAUACCUAUACAAAAUAUCAUGACGUUGCUACUACCACAUCAUCGUCACUAUCAGGAGAACCAGAGCAUAGAGGGGAGGGAGCCAACUGCUGUGGCCCAGUAAGGUGCACCGUAUUCGGGCACAAGCUCCAAGCACCCGGUGUGACACCAUGGAAGUCUCUGGCAAUUUUUUUUGCAUUUUUUUCAUUGGUUGCUACAACCUUUCUCUUAACCUUUCUCUCAGGGGGAAGUUACGGAAAAAUAAAGGAGCGCUUGGUUUGCUCACCCGCACAGUACAGAUUAUCUUGCCUCAUUGGAGCUUUAAAUGAUCAGUUAUUGGAGUUAUUUUUGAUGACAUUGUAUUAUGUCAUAAUUCCAUGAUAUCGGCCCAAUAAUUAUUGUUUAUUAGCACAUGUGACUGCAGCAAAACAUUACGAUUUGUUAGUAAAAAUGUGUAACCCACAAGGCAUGCUGGGUAACUUCAGUUUUUUUUUGGUUUGUGGGUUACAAAUGAGUAUAACAUAGUGUUGUUUGGCUUGUAUAUUAGCCAGUAAGUUGCUAUUUUAUUACCUGCGUUGUCCAUGUAGUAAAAAAAAAAAAAAAUCCGAAAAUUUGCGAUUAUUUUUUUUUUCCACAUAAAACUCCAGUCAUCAUUGACAAAUACACGACAAUGCAGGUAAAAAUAUAUAUAUGUACACCACUGUCAGGAAAAAGCCAACGUCCUUGAACGCACCAUUGUUGUGCAUUUAAUAAGUAUGUGAGACAAAUGUAGAGAAGGUCAACAUCAAGCUAGCAGGAAGGUGUCAAAAUAGACAUUUCUAUGGGGGUGUUUUUUUUCUGGUGCUCCCGGGUACGCAAUCCCCAUGGAGCUCUAUCUAUAAAAAACAUAUCAAAUCUAUAGAAUAGAUCUGUAAAAGUUCACCUUAACCCCAAAUUUGGCCCGUGUGUGACUAAUUUAGGGCUCGACUGUAUGCGAUCACAAGAGAGAGAAUCAUCCCUUGUGCUUACUGUAAAAUCUAACGUGUGAUUCCUAUUUAGCUGCUACUCACUCGUUUAUGUCGUGGAAAUGAUAACACGUCAAAUGUAGCUUUAUCGUGAACCCACCCAGAGCAUUGGACCAUACCAUUGGGUAUGAUGUCAUCCAUGUCUACACCAUUUUACAGAAUAUUUGCUUCAAGGGGUGGUUGGGAUUUUUUUUUUUUUUUACACAAAGUUGUAUGACAUCCCCUUACCCCCUACUUGGUCCCCUGAGUCCAGUUCUGGUCUCAAAACAAUAUGCGUUCAAAAGAGUAAUGCAUUUGCAUUACAGUAAUGCCACAAUGAUAAGAAAAUGUAUUGCUCUUUUGAACGCAUAUUGUUGUGAAAAGCCAAACAGCAAUUAUGAGCAACUAUAUGUUCUUCAUUACACAAAUCCGACCAGGAUUGGAGUCUUGGGACCAAGUCGGGGUUAAGUAAGUCAGUGUUGAGGUACUACACCGCUGAUGGGGGGCGUUAAAAACCCCAACUGUCCCUUUAAGUUGAAACAGGGAUUUUUUUUUUAAGAUAUAUUUUCACACAGCUGGUUUUUGUUGCAGUGAUGUCUGAGUGUGUAUAUAACAGUGCCAAACAAGGGUUCACACCCCCCACCCUCAACACCCCACCCACAUAGGGUCCAGUUGGAGCAUCCUUGUGGUUUUAACAUUGCCACUUUGUAAAUGCUUACUUUUUGUUUUGUUUUUUUUUCUAAAAUUGUGUACUACUGAGAUGAAAGUUGUGUAACUGCACUGGGACCAGAGAGAAUUCUAAAAAAAAAAAAAAAAAAAAGAAUAAAUAAAUAAAAUGAAACAAUUCUAUCAAAGCAACAAAAAAAAAGGCAAAGAAAAAUAAUGUACACAAUUACUUUAUUUCUGUGUUGUAACAUAAUCCGUGUUUGUAGCAGAAAGCUUUUAUGAGAAAUGACUGCAAUUACUUCAUGGUAGACAAAACAACCUGUUCAUAGAGUAUGGAUAUAUAUUAUAUGAAUAGAAAUAUAUACUUUUAUGUGCAGAUGUCACAGCAGCACAAAAUAAUGUCGGGAUUUUCUUCAUUUAUACAUUCUGGUCAACACACUUGAGUUGUGGACUGUUGUGCGGUACCGUGCUAUGUGGAGUAGAGUAGAUCAGGGCCCGCGGAUCCGGACGCAAUUCCGAAUAUGAUUACUCCUUUAACCCUUAGAUGCAUAAGUGGGUCAAAAAUGACCCGGUCAGGUUUUUAAUAUCAUGCCAUUCACAUUUUUUAACUUAUCUUUUAUACAUUUUAAGAAAUUUUAGUUUUUGUGUUACUACCCCAACCUUCCAUAAGUGGGUCAAAAAUGACCCAGUCAGGUUGUUUUCUUGAAGUAUCUUCAUCAUGAAAAAUUUCAGGUAUUCCUCAAAAAACAUGUUUUUGCUAUCAUGCCAUUCACAUUUUUAACUUACCUUUUAUACAUUUUAAGAAAUUUUAGUUUUUGUGUUACUACCCCAACCUUCCAUAAGUGGGUCAAAAAUGACCCGGUCAGGUUGUUUUCUUGAAAUAUCUUCAUAAUUAUAUUUUUUCAUCAUUUCAUAUUCCAGGUAUUCCUCAAAAAACAUGUUUUUGCUAUCAUACCAUUCACAUUUUUAACUUACCUUUUAUACAUUUUAAGAUUUUUUAGUUUUUGUGUUACUACCCCAACCUUCCAUAAGUGGGUCAAAAAUGACCUAAGUCAGGUUGUUUUCUUGAAGUAUCUUCAUCAUGAAAAAUUUCAGGUAUUCCUCAAAAAACAUGUUUUUGAUAUCAUGCCAUUCACAUUUUUAACUUACCUUUAAUACAUUUUAAGACAUUUUAGUUUUUGUGUUACUACCCCAACCUUCCAUAAGUGGGUCAAAAAUGACCCGGUCAGGUUGUUUUCUUGAAAUAUCUUCGUAAUGAAAAUUUUCAUCAUUUCAUAUUUCAGGUAUUCCUCAAAAAACAUGUUUUUGCUAUCAUGCCAUUCACAUUUUUAACUUACCUUUUAUACAUUUUAAGAAUUUUUUGUUUUUGUGUUACUACCCCAACCUUCCAUAAGUGGGUCAAAAAUGACCCGGUCAGGUUGUUUUCUUGAAAUAUCUUCGUAAUGAAAAAUUUUUAUCAUUUCAUAUUCCAGGUAUUCCUCAAAAAACAUGUUUUUGAUAUCAUUCCAUUCACAUUUUAACUUACCUUUUACAAAUUUUAAGAAAUUUUUGUUUUUGUGUUACUACCCCAACCUUCCAUAAGUGGGUCAAAAAUGACCCGGUUGGGUUGUUUUCUUGAAAUAUCUUCAUCAUGAAAUUUUUUUUAUCAUUUUUUUAAUCAAAAAUAUGUUUUGAUAUCAUGCCAUUCACAUAUUUAACUUAUCUUUUAUAAAUUUUAAGAAAUUUUAGUUUUUGUGUUACUACCCCAACCUUCCAUAAGUGGGUCAAAAAUGACCCGGUCAGGUUGUUUUCUUGAAAUAUCUUCAUAAUGAAAUUUUUUUAUAAUAUCAUAUUCCAGGUAUUCAUCAAAAGGUAUUCCUCAUAGGUGUGGGACAGUUGUGGAAACAUGGGUCAUUUUUGACCCACUUAUGGAAGAGUGUAGGGUCCAGUCACUCGUGCAUCUAAGGGUUAAAGUGUUCCCUCUGCAUGAAACAAUCGGAUUCAAUCCAAGGAAAGGCAACCAUGAGGCGUGUUGAGGCAAGCCGAUGCUAAAUUGUGGUUUAUUUUCGACAAAGAGGCCGUGUGUCUCCUCAUGAAAUGGUUUUUUUUAGGCCCAGAAGUUCUUAACAAAGCCGCCUGGAGGUACGACGCCGGUGGUUUGAAGGAGAAUGGCGACAACUUCAUACGGCCUCAAACUGAUUGCAACCGCUCCGAACCGAACACAACUCCGAACUGUGGAGUUUGGGAGUUGUUUGUUUUGUUGCAAAGUCUGUUUUCAGUAUUUUGAAUGUGGCAUUGAAGAAUGGCUGCUCAAGUGGGAAGCUGGAUUUUCAAAUGUGCUGAUUUUGUGAAUAAAAUCUGAAAAAAAUCUGUACCAGCCAACUGCAGCGGGCAGAUGCAGACCAACCACGUACGAGCGAUGGAAAACUCGAUUCUUUUUUAUUGUACUUAACUUCUGAGUCGGUCACUCGUCGCUCAGUUACGACUUGACUCGAGUCACUCCUUGCAGAAAACUCACACCUACACAAGUUGCACACCUAAGUCUAUGAAACCCGAGUUGUGGUUAACCCAUGAAUCAGUGGAACUCUAGUCCUCAUUAAGUACCCAUGAGUCAGUGGAACUUGAAUCUUUGUCAAAUUGUGAGUCAGUUAAACUCAAAUUGCUGUGGAGUACUCGUGAUUCAGUAAAACCCGAGUCAAAUAUGUUUGAAUCAGUGAAAUUUUAGUCCUCAUUAAGUACCCGUGAGUCAGUAAAACCCGAAUCAAAUAUGUUUGAAUCAGUGAAAUUCAAGUUUUUGCCAAGUACCAAUGAGUCAGUGAAACUUGAGUCUUCUUCAAAUUGUGAGUUAGUGAAACUCGAAUCCCUGUUGAGUACUCGUGAGUCAGUGAAACUCAAAUCCUGGU
Doryrhamphus excisus (bluestripe pipefish) is the source of this 10425-nucleotide messenger RNA. The record is from RefSeq and is a predicted model, not a curated record. Lineage: Eukaryota; Metazoa; Chordata; Actinopteri; Syngnathiformes; Syngnathidae.